Agrilus planipennis (emerald ash borer) is the source of this 2374-nucleotide messenger RNA. RefSeq names its product threonine--tRNA ligase, cytoplasmic. Lineage: Eukaryota; Metazoa; Arthropoda; Insecta; Coleoptera; Buprestidae. Gene Ontology annotation, cellular component: cytoplasm. The coding region runs from base 203 to 2308 and encodes 701 amino acids. Gene Ontology annotation, biological process: threonyl-tRNA aminoacylation. The record is from RefSeq and is a predicted model, not a curated record. Gene Ontology annotation, molecular function: ATP binding; threonine-tRNA ligase activity. The transcript is spliced from 12 exons.
CAUAACAAAGUUUUUAAUUAAUCAAUAGAUAAGGUGUAAUUUUUCAGUAUUAUUUAUUAAUUAACUUGCCAGCAUGGAUUCACAUCCCACAUGAUGGAGUGGUUUUCACUUUGACCAACUUUGACAUUUAGCAAACAUAACCUGUAAUUUAACGUGCUCUGCGGUGUUUUUGUGGUCAAUAUAAUUUAAGUGAAUCCGGAAAAUGGACUUAAUUCAGGACGAAAAGAAUACAAAGGUUAAAGCAAAAAACAAGAAAGGUGCUGGUGACAAUAAAACCAACAUAAAGGAACUUCAACCAUGGCCUUCAUUCAUUCAAGAUCGCCUAACACUGUGGGAUAAACUAAAAAAUCAGUAUGAAGCUGAACUUGCUUCAAAACCUCAAACAUCUAUCAAAGUUACCUUGCCAGAUGGCAAAGUUGUGGAUGGCACUUCAUGGAAAACAACAGCUUAUGACAUUGCUAAAGGCAUAAGUCAAGGUUUGGCUGAUAAUGCAGUUAUAUCCAAAGUCAAUGGUGUACUUUGGGACUUGGAUCGACCUUUAGAAGAAGACUGCAAGGUGGAGUUGUUGAAAUUUGAUGACCCAGAGGCACAAGCAGUAUUUUGGCAUUCUUCUGCUCAUAUUUUAGGAGAAGCCAUGGAAAGGAUGUAUGGUGGUUGUUUAUGCUAUGGUCCUCCUAUAGAAUCUGGAUUCUACUAUGAUAUGUUUUUGGAUGAUAAAGGAGUAUCCAACUUGGACUUUCCUUACAUGGAAAAUCUAAUCAAAACUAUUACAAAAGAAAAACAACCAUUUGAAAGGCUGGAAUUGAAGAAAGAAGAUUUACUAGAAAUGUUUAAAUAUAAUCCAUUCAAAGUUCGUAUAUUACAAGAAAAGGUUAAUACCCCCACAACUACCGCAUAUCGUUGCGGCCCCCUCAUUGAUUUAUGUCGGGGACCUCACGUCAGACACACUGGCAAGAUCAAGGCAUUAAAAAUUACUAAGAACUCCUCAACUUAUUGGGAAGGAAAAGCUGAUGCUGAAACAUUGCAACGAAUUUAUGGUAUAAGUUUUCCUGAUCCUAAGUUGCUUAAGGAAUGGGAAAAGUUUCAGGAAGAAGCUGCAAAACGAGAUCAUCGCAAAGUGGGAAAAGAACAAGAGUUAUUCUUUUUUAACGAACUGUCGCCAGGGUCUUGUUUCUUCCUUCCUCGAGGAGCUCACAUUUAUAACACCCUUGUUAAUUUCAUAAGAUCAGAGUACAGGAAGCGUGGGUUUCAAGAAGUGGUUUCUCCAAACAUCUAUAACGUGAAGUUGUGGCAAGUUUCUGGUCAUUGGGAACACUAUGCUGAAAACAUGUUUUCUUUUGAAGUAGAAAAGGAUACUUACGCAUUGAAGCCAAUGAAUUGCCCAGGACAUUGUCUUAUGUUCGAUAACCGUACAAGAUCCUGGAGAGAGUUACCCCUGCGUUUUGCGGAUUUCGGUGUGUUACAUCGUAACGAAUUGUCGGGUGCUUUAACAGGACUUACCCGAGUAAGACGAUUUCAGCAAGAUGAUGCUCACAUCUUCUGUGCCCCCGAACAGAUUAAAUCUGAAAUGAAGGGAUGUUUGGACUUUUUGCGAGAAGUUUAUAAAAAAUUCGGUUUUACCUUUAAUCUUUGUUUAUCAACGAGACCAGAAAAGUAUUUAGGAGAUAUAGAAAUGUGGAAACAGGCAGAAAUGGCUUUGGAAGAGAGUUUGAACCAUUUUGGAGAAUCUUGGAAACUGAACCCAGGUGAUGGAGCCUUUUAUGGACCAAAAAUUGACAUAACGAUAAUGGAUGCACUGAAAAGAGCUUUCCAGUGUGCUACCAUACAGUUGGACUUUCAGUUACCCAUACAAUUUAAUCUGUCAUACAUAAGUGAAACUGGGGAGAAAAAGAGACCGGUGAUCAUACAUAGGGCAAUUUUGGGUUCUGUGGAACGUAUGAUAGCUAUUUUAACAGAAAGUUAUGCUGGUAAAUGGCCGUUCUGGUUGUCUCCACGUCAGGCCAUGGUCAUUCCAGUUGGACCAGUUUUUGACGAAUAUGCAGAAGAAGUACAAAAGAAAGUUUUCGACGCGGGAUUCAUGUGUGAAGUAGAUAAUGAUGCAGGAGAUACAAUGAAUAAGAAGAUUCGAAAUGCACAACUGGCGCAAUUUAAUUUUAUACUCGUUGUUGGAGAGAAAGAACGCAGCAGUCAAACUGUUAAUGUUCGUACGAGAGACAAUAAGGUCCAUGGAGAAGUAACUGUCGAUGAAUUGAUAGAGAAAUUCAAGAAUUUGCGAGAUAACUUUGUAAUUGGUGAAGAUACUUUCUAAUUUAAACUACGGCUUUUAUAUUGAAUUUGUUCCAUUUUUUUUAUUAAAUGUUGGUUUAGUAAUUUA